UUAGGAGGGUCUCUCCAGUUAACUGAAGGGAUUGAGACUCCUGAGUCUCAGCUUUUAAUUGAAUUCAUUAAGAAGAAAACUUGCCAUUAUAUUAAAAUGGAAGUUAUGCAGCUUCAAAGAAAACAAUCUAGCGAUGGCUAUAAAAUUUUUCAAGAAAAUCAUGAAUUGCAAUAUUUAAUGGAGUUAUAUAUAAAUACUUUGAAGUUACCUCUUGCUAAAAGAAGAAGAGCUUUAGCACAUAUAGAGAAAGAAGUAUCUAUGCUUUCUUCAAUAGAAUCUUCUGAUGCCCGAAACAGGGCUAUGUUGAAAAGAGACGAAUUACGUAAAUCCAGUUUAGCUGAAAAUGAGAAAAAAGUCAAAAGCGAAAUUGCAAAAAUUUGGGCAGAAAUUGAUAAUAUGAGUUUAGGUUUAGAGCAUUUUUUUCGUGAAUUUGGUCAAAUUUAUAAAAUAAUUUCUGUUAAAGAUCAAAGAGCUGAAAUUAUGAAGUUACCAGAAUUUUAUGCGGAAUUAUUAAUUAGUGGACAUACUAUAGAACUACUUGAUGGUGAUACUGGAACUAUAUCUGAAGCUUGGUUCUCGGCUAUUUGCAAACAUAUCCACAAAUCAAAACCUAAUCUUCGAAUUUUUGUAAUUAGUAUUCUUGGUUUACAAUCAUCCGGCAAGUCAACUCUUUUGAAUGCUCUUUUUGCAUGUAGAUUUGCAGUUUCAGUUGGACGAUGUACUAGAGGCCUCUUUAUGCGACUAUUAUUUUUAGAUGAGGAUCUAUCUAAUCAACUUGGUGUUGAUGCAUUUGUUUUGAUCGAUACUGAAGGCCUUGGUGCUCCAGAAAAGAUGAAUGAACCAGAAUCAGAAAAAAAAGACCGAAUAUUAGCAACAUUUGCAAUGGGAGUUAGCAAUUUAACAAUCCUUAAUGUACUCGGAGAAUCUACGCGUGACUUAACUGAAAUUUUGCAAAUUGCCAUUGUAACUAUGGCACGUCUUGAAAAAGCUGAUAUGGCCCCGGAUAUUCUUAUGGUACAACAUAUUUCUGAAAGAAAUAAGGCAAAGUUAUCUGAGCCAGAAGAGAAAUUUCGAGAAGCUCUCCGAGAAGCUUUGCGAAUAGCAGAUGAACAAGAUACUGUGAUGGGAAUAUCUAGCAUAAAAUGUCUCCAAAUUCUUGACGAGAGAAUAAAAAAGGGUCAGCUUCUUAGACAAUUUCGACCGUUCAAAAAUGGUGCAACUGCUCAUGCUCCACCAUCAAGACAAUAUCAUGAAGAUAUUGUUGGUUUAUAUAAUUCUAUACUUGAGGAUUGUAAGAAUUCACAAGGGAAAAUUGAAUUUGUGAAAUGGA
This is a messenger RNA of Dentiscutata erythropus, 1330 nucleotides long. NCBI's taxonomy places the organism in Eukaryota, Fungi, Glomeromycota, Glomeromycetes, Diversisporales, Gigasporaceae. The record is from the annotation of a GenBank genome assembly.